GAAAAUGAGCUUUUGUUUACUCAAACAGACUGCUGAGGUAAUAGUUUCAUCUUCAUUAUAAUGCAUUACCAACAGGAAGUAAGUUAAGCUACCGAUGCUGUGUGGAUGAGAGACACAAAAGAGAGUUGCAGCAGGAGAGCUGGAAGGUGAAGGCAGUCAACACCGAGAUCCAGACUCAAACAGAAACCAGUUGGAGACAAAAAGAGGAACACACGGAAUUCAUUUGACGAGAAAAAGCAAAUCGCUCUCUGAACGAGAUGCUGUCAGACCUGCUGAGUUCUCCCAUCAAUUACUGUUUUCGUAGCUAAAUCUGACGUCUGAUUAAUCAAGAUACAGUUUGCCACGCUGUGACCCAUCAACAAAAAUAAAUCACGGGAGGAUUUUUUUUUUAUCGGCCGAUCGGUGAUUUAUUUCACGUCUCAAAAACAGCACUGUUCACGAUAUUUCAGAGAAACAUGCGCCACUUGGGCGGGGGUGCUGAACGCUGAGGUUCUUACAGAGUUCAGCAUCAACAAGUUAUAAUCCCUGGUGAUUAAUGAUGACAGUGCUUCCUCAGAGGAAACAAACCUGAUUAUUGUGUAAUUAUUUCUGACUCAUGUCAUUCCAAUUUGAGCAGCAAAACACCGCCGCCGAUUAACGUCCACCGCCUACUGCAAACGCAGGGCGCAGUCGCGAGCGUGAGCAGUGCGCGUACCCGUCGUUCGUCCUCGUGUAACGACCUAAAACGCGCCCAAAUGUGUAGCUCGGUCCCCUGCCCAGCCCAGUCGAGCCGGAGCGUGCUGUCAACUGACGGUUGGUGACGCCCGGCAGCGGCGCGCGCUCGGUUUCAGGCGGCCUCGGCUUGCGCGUGCUCCCGCUGAAUAGGCGGUGGCGCGCUCUCGCGAUGCUUGGCCGCCGCUCCCGCGAGCCGGAGGGUACGACGGAGCCGCAGGCUGGAGAUAGUGAUGAGCGGGUACGUUACCCCGGAGCCUGAGACACUGCCCCUGCCAGAUGCUGCUUGACUUGCGGAAAAACUGAGCAAAUCUGAAGUUAUUUCUAAAUAUUUUACAAAGGAGUCUGUGUUGGCAAGAAUGACGUCAGAAAUCAUGAAUACAAACAGCUCUUCUGAGUUAUGGGCCUUUCCCAUCAGUGGAAGAAUCUUAGUAAUGCAGCAUUACUACUGCAAUUUCCUGUUCCGUGAAGGGAGAAGGAUGUUGAUCGUGAAUUGAGUGGUGCAGAUGUGGGAUUGCUGCCUUGCAAGAUACUAUGAUUCGUUUUAAACCAAGAAACCAUUGUACAACACCUUACUUAAUUUGUUGAUCAUUAGACAUCUGUGAAAUGUAUCCGAUUGUCGCUGUUUGGCAUUGGAUUGAGGGGAAGAAAAUGAAACAAAUUGUGCUUUGAUUAAAUCUAAAUUACGAUUUGGGCAUUAAUGAACGAAUUAGCAGUUGCUGGAGACCAUGCCAGGUAUUGUGAUAUUCAGGCGGCGUUGGUCAGUGGGAAGCGAUGACUUGGUGCUGCCAGGAAUCUUCCUCUUUCUUAUUCACACUACAUGGUUUAUAGUGCUUUCUGUGGUUCUCUUUGGCCUAACAUACAGCCCUCAAGAGCAGUGCUCGCUCAACCUGGUUGAUCAUGGCAGGGGUUACUUGGGCAUUCUCAUUGCCUGUGUGAUAUCUGAGGCUGCUAUAAUCUGGCUUAGUAUGCGAGGAAGUAUCCUUUACACAGAGCCACGAGAUUCGAUGCAGUACAUUCUGUACAUCCGUAUGGCAAUUGUGCUAAUAGAAUUUGCAUACGCAAUCAUAGGAAUUGUCUGGUUAGUGCGGUACUACCACUCCUGUAAUGACACUACUGCAAAGAACGUUACCUUGGGAAUUGUAACCUGUAAUUGGGUCGUUAUUCUGAGCGUCUGUAUAACAGUAAUGUGCGUCUUCGACAGAACAGGCAGAACAUUUGUGAAACUUCGGGCAACCAAACGGCGUCAACGCAACCUCAGAACUUACAAUUUACGCCAUCGUUUGGAGGAAGAGCAAGCCAGUAGCUGGAGCAGGAGAUUGAAAUUUUUUCUAUGUUGUACUCGUACACAGGACACACAGACUGAUGCCUAUUCUGAAGUUGCUUUUCUUUUUGCUGAGUUCUUUCGAGACUUGGACAUUGUGCCCUCCGACAUCAUUGCUGGCCUUGUAUUGUUACGUCAGAGACAGAGGGCCAAGCGAUUUGCUGUUUUGGAUGAGGCAAACAAUGACAUUUUGGCUUUUUUAUCAGGAAUUCCAGUAACCAGAAAUACGAAGUACCUCGACUUGAAGAAUGCCCAAGAAAUGCACAUGUAUAAGGAGGUAUGCUACUACAUGCACUUUGCACUGGCUGCCUAUGGCUGGCCCUUGUAUUUAAUGCGAAACCCAGCUUGUGGACUCUGCAAACUGGCUAGCUCAUGCUCAUGUUGCUGCUUUUGCCUCCCUCGACCCAGGUACGCCCCAAGUGUGACAGUUGAGGAAGACAACUGUUGCAACUGCAAUGUCAUUGCUAUCAAGCGUCACUUUCUGGAUGAGAAUUUUUGUUUAGUUGAUAUCGUAUAUACUUCAUGCCAUGAUGCGGUUUUUGAAACCCCCUUUUUUGUUGCUGUGGAUCAUAUGAAAAAGAAGGUUGUGAUCAGUAUUCGAGGGACUCUUUCACCAAAGGAUGCCCUAACUGAUCUGACUGGAGAUGCUGAACGAUUGCCAGUAGAGGGCCAUCAUGGUACUUGGCUUGGCCACAAGGGCAUGGUUCUAUCUGCAGAGUACAUCAAAAAGAAAUUGGAGCAGGAGAUGAUUCUUUCACAAGCUUUUGGCCGAGAUCUGGUGAAAGGUACCAAACAUUAUGGAUUAAUCGUGGUUGGACAUUCCUUAGGAGCUGGAACUGCAGCUAUUCUUUCUUUCUUGCUCAGACCUCAAUACCCUACACUACAUUGUUAUGCUUACUCUCCACCGGGAGGACUUCUUAGCUCUGAUGCUAUGGAAUACUCCAAGGAAUUUGUGACAUCUGUCAUCCUUGGAAAGGAUUUGGUACCAAGACUUGGCUUAUCGCAGCUAGAAGUCUUUCGUAGACACUUACUUGAAGUGUUGCAGAAGAGCAAUAAACCAAAGUGGAGAAUAAUCAUGGGUGGUACUAAAUGUAUUCCUAAAUCUGAACUGCCGGAUGAUGAAGAAGUGCCUAACGUUCAGAGUAACAGGCAAUGGACCUAUCCUAGUGACCUUACUAUUGCUCUUUCCGCUAGUGUCCCACUCUACCCACCAGGUCGGAUUAUACACAUCGUACACAACCAUCCUGAGGAAAAGUGUUGCUGUGGACAAGAAGAGUCAACUUACUAUGCUAUUUGGAGUGACAACAAGACUUUGGAUGAGGUCAUCAUCUCUGCUGCCAUGCUGAAUGAGCACAUGCCUCAUGUUGUAAUGGAUGGAUUGCACAAGGUGUUAGAGAAUUACAACAAAGGAAAGACGGCUUUGCUAGGAGCAGCAAAAGUCAUGGUCAGCCCAACAGAGGUGGAUUUGAAUCCGGACAUGAUUGUUCAGCAGCAGCCUCAAGCAACAAAACAUGGAGAGCAAAGGAAGAACGCCAGUGUAAAGAGUAACUCAAAAUCUGAACUGAGUUUUGAAGAUCUUUAUCAGACAAAACAGAAGCCGUGCCAAAAGGACUCUGUGGAGUUGCUUCUAAUGAACACAAAGGAGAGGCUGGUGACUGAAAUAGAGGAGCGCAGGGCUCCUCUUGCCACCAUGGAAAGUCUGUCUGACAAUGAGUCUAUCUAUAGUUUUGAUUCCCGCCGCUCCUCUGGAUUUCGCAGCAUAAGAGGUUCUCCGAGCCUGCAUGUGGUCAUGGAGAAAGAUGAAUCACAUUGUUUCUACAUUGAUCCAGCAAUUCCAGAGGAGAAUCCUUCCCUAAGCUCCCGGACUGAAUUACUGGCUGCAGACAGUUUAUCUAAGCAUUCUCAGGAGGUGCAAACACUUGAACCACUACAUAACAGCUGUUAUUCUCUGCCUAGUCCCCUGCAAGUGGAUCUUGGUGAGCAGGAGAACAAACAGGCUGCAGAGAUGGAAACGGAUAGUUUUUCAGAUAAGUUACCAAUAGAAGAAGACAGUAAAGAAUGGACAGAGAGUCUGCGAGAUGUGCCAAGUCCACAAGUGCUUGAAUUUGCUGAGUUUAUAGACAGCCUUUUCAAUCUGGAUGGAAAAAGCAGCUCCUUCCAAGAUAUUUAUCAUUUGGUACUUGAUGAUAGUUUAGAAGAAUAUAAUGAAAUUCCCAAGUCAGUAAGUGAGCAUGAGAUCCUGAUGCGAGCACAGUUUGAACCCAACUUAGUGCCAAAACCACCCCGUUUGUUUGUCGGUUCAGCAGAUGCUGGGACCUCAUCUGGGAUUUCUGUAUCUCCAUCCUUUCCAUUCAGUUCAUCGGGUGAACUGAUGGACAUUACUCCAACCUGCAUUAGCAGCCCGGAAUGCCUGACUAUGGAUACAAAGUUGAGAACUUCAACUCCAGCAGAUCAUCAACCCAAUUCUAACAAAUCUGCAGAAGUUAUCAUCUCAGCUCUUUAGAAUCUCUGUAAAGUACGUAACAAAGCAUAUUAGCAUGCUGACUUUGAAGUGACUUUUGCUUUAAAAAGCAGAACUGUGAAACUCAAAAGAUGGGUGCAAACCACUUGAGCCCAUAAUGGCAUAAUAAUAGAACAAGCCCACAAUAAGACCUGAUGGAAGAGGAAGUCAUGAUCCUCCUAGCAACAAUUGCAUUAAAGCCUGGAUCAAUACAGGAAAUGCAAUUAAUGUUAUUGAAAUCAGGCAGACUUGUGUUAAUCUCUUGAUUUAUAUGUGGGUUUUGAACAAGAUGACUAGCAAUUGGUUAACGAUUGAUAAGAGGGGACAGUAUUACAUUCCCUAAAGAGUAUUGUUAUAUUUUUGAGAUUGUUGGGAUUUUUAUUUGUAAUGUAGUUUCAAAGCAUCCAGAUUUGAAUAUAGGUUUCACCCAUUGCAUAGUUUGCAACAUCAACUUGACCAUUUAUUGAUAUGUAGCAUUAGUACAGAUCUCAUCAAUAGUAGGCAUCAAGGGAUUACAGCAAAGGAUCACUCAAAGACAUUUCAACUCUAUCUUCACCAUCGUGUUUCCAGUUUUGUUGGUGAUAAAUAGAAAACUAAAUGCCAUAAGUCUGAAAUAUAAACAGAAAUGAAAACUGGUCAGUCAAAAUUUGAAAGAGAAAAGUCAAGUUCAUUUUGCAGCUGACACAGUCUCGGAGAUUGGCAUUCUAGCAAAUUAAUGUGGCAGACCCCUCUGCACAUUUCCCAAGAUGGUCCUGCACUCCAGUAAUUGUGGUGAAAGCAUUUUCCUGAAGUAGUGGCAACCUGCCAGAAAGUGGAACAAGAGGCAGUUUACAAGUCUUUUGAGAACUCAUUGAUGUUUGAGAUUUUGAAGAUGAGACAUGGGAAACAGCAUUGCCAUGGAGAUGAGGUAGAUGCGCAGUGGGAAGCCAGUCAGAGAAACAAGAAUCAGCCUUAUACUAAUUGGUGAACAGAAUGGUAAGGUGCUCAUGUGUUGGCACACAAUGGUCACUACAUUGAGCAGAGCUUGCUGAAUGUUUCAGGACGAAAUGCUGAGGCAAUUGUGGGGACGUCAAUUAGGAAUGCAGUCUGUGGAACUGAUGGGAGGUCAGCCUAGGUCUGAGGCUCAUUUACUGUGAGGUGGCAACGAGUGUUGAUGAGGAGACAUUGUGCCAGGAGCACAUCGAGUUCUGUUGUGGAACGCAGAAAUGAUGCUGAAUGGCAAGGAGAACGUAAAGAUGCUGUCCUGGCCAGAGUUUGCAGGAAUCAAUUGCCUCAACAUGGCAGGGAGCAUUUCUGCUGGAAAUGCUGCAUGUAUUGAAACAGAUAUUCACUAAUAUGUGCACACUCAUGGCAAAAGAAUUUAUGCCCCAUUGGUUAAGUGAGCACAUCCUGCCCAUAAGCAGUAGUGCUGAUUUCAUUGCCACUGGAUCAUUCAUAUGUGAAGCAUUUCACAAGGUGCCAUCUAUUAUGGCAAAUGUUGGAUGCCCUCUGAGAGGGCAUUGGAAUCCACUAAUGUAGCAAAAUUGAUGAGGCCACUUUCAUGUACAGAAGGCCAUGGGCAGGAUGUCUUCAUUUUCGAGGUGUGGUUGAUUGCACCCACAUGCCAAUCAAGAUCUCCGCAAUUCAGCGAGUGGCAUUUGUAGAAAAUAUGCAAUUUAACUCCUUGAAUGUGCAACUUGUAUGAAACCAUUGCAAUCAUUUUCUGCAGGUGUGUGUAGGAUUUCCUAUCAGUUGCCAAGCUGUAUUCCUCUUGAGUCAAUAAGACCAUAGGAUACAGGAGCAGAAGUAGGCCAUUCAGCUCAUUGAGUCUGCUCCGCCAUUCUCUGUGAUCAUUGCAGAUCUGAAUCCUCAAUUCCAUUUUCCUGCCUUUUCCCCUGAACCUUUGAUUUCUUAUGAAUUAAAAGCCUACAUAUAUCAGCCUUGAAUUUCUUUAUCGAGCCAGUCUCAAUAGUCGUCUGUGGUAACGAAUUCCACAAAUUCCCUAUUCUUGAGAAGUUCCUCCUUUUCUGCAUCUUAAAUGUGCAAACCCUUAUUCUGAGAUUAUGCUGCCUGGCCCUAAACUCUCCUACAAUGAGAAAUAAGCUUUCCACUACUCCCUGGCCAAGAACCUUGGCAGCAGGUGCUCAGGCCACCAGAGAGACUACAUGGAUGGCUGCUGGAGACCAACAGUUAUCAUUAAAUGAAGGUUCUUGACACCUAUGUACAAUCUAACAAUGGAGGUACAGAGUUGCUACAACCUCUUGCAUUUCAGCACAAGGGCUCCAUAGAGCAGGCUAUUGGACUCCUGAUGAUGUGGUUCUGGUGCCUAACUGAUCAGGGGUGAACAGGGUGUGACCUUUCCUCCUAUAAACUCCUUGCAUGGUGAUAAUGAAAGCUGUUGACCUUGUGGAUGAAGAUGUAGAGGAGUGCCUCAUGUCUUCAGCGGAGGAAGAAGAUGUGAUAGAACAUAGUAAUCCUGUUCUGCAAGACCUUCUGGACAUGCGGCUGAGCUGUCAAACCAGUUACCAGAAUGGUGGAAGAGCCCAGACAGACCUAUACCAGAUAUGGUCUUUAUGAGGAAGGCUCAUUCUGGCUGGUAUUCAUAUCUCUGACAAUGAGCGGCCAUAAACAAAAUGCCUUCUGGGUAGAGUCAUCUCCUAUAAACCUCUAAUAAUGUCUGAAAGGCAUGCUGCCACCAGCUGAAAACCCUCACCUUUGUGCCACACGUCUACUUCUUGCUCAUGCAUUAAUGCCCUCAAAUCAGGGGGUCAUGAAAUUCAUGGUGUUGGCAUAAACCAUUUCAUUAAAUUGAGGACCCAUCAGUGAACAGAAGAAUUAAGAAAAACACCACUUUAAGAGCCACUCCUAUCGGGUGCUCUCUCUGUACUCUCAGCAGACUUAAUGAUGGAGGCAAGCUGAUCGUUUUUCUCUGUAUGAAGCUAAGCUGUCUGUGGCAUCUGUGAUCAGUGACUCAACACCGCUCCUGCUGACCUAUCUGUAAAGGGUGCCUCCUUCAAUAUCAUUCCUAGCUGCCCCAGAUCUUUCAAGAUGCAUGUGUGCAUCUGAGCAAAUCAGCAUCUUGACUGCAUCAGGUUGCCUGGCCUAGCAUUGGGGUGGCACAGUAGCUUGCACUGCUGCCUCACAGUGCCAGGGACCUAGGUUCAGUUCUAACAUUGGGCAACAGUCUGUGGAGUUCACACAUUCUAUCUGGGUUUCCUCGAGGUGAUCUGAUUUCCUCCCACAGUCCAAAGAUGCGCAGGUUAGAUUGAUUGGCCAUGCUAAGUUGCCCUUAGUGUCCA
Molecule: messenger RNA, 7813 nt
Organism: Chiloscyllium plagiosum (whitespotted bambooshark)
Lineage: Eukaryota; Metazoa; Chordata; Chondrichthyes; Orectolobiformes; Hemiscylliidae
Source: RefSeq, a predicted model, not a curated record